Molecule: messenger RNA, 564 nt
Organism: Condylura cristata (star-nosed mole)
Lineage: Eukaryota; Metazoa; Chordata; Mammalia; Eulipotyphla; Talpidae
Product: BPI fold-containing family A member 2
Exons: 4
Coding region: 1-564 (187 amino acids)
Molecular function (GO): lipid binding
Source: RefSeq, a predicted model, not a curated record
AUGUCUCAGCUUUGGACUCUGGCUCUCCUGUGCGGCCUGCUCACCGGGACCUCAGCCUCUCUCCUUGGGACUCUUGGCAAGGGCUUGAAUGAUGCUGCACACUCAGUGCAUGAUGUUCUUGAUGGCGCACUGCAGACCGUUGAGAAUAUUCUUGGGUCUGACCAAGAGAAUCUGGAGCCUGACCUGAAGGCCAGCCAGGAUGCCAGCAUUUUACAGAAGGUCAAGCAGAGGGUUCUGCAAAUUAAGAACUUGGAGAAUGUGGAUUUACAUUUACUUUCACCUGAAGUCCAAGCUUUGGGACUGAAACUCAACGAUCUUCAAAUCCUGGAUAUCAAAACAGAAAUAUCUCCUGACAGCCAAGGCUUGAACCUGAUGUUCCCCAUAAGGGCCAAUGUCAGCAUGAAUUUGCCUGUCAUUGGCCAGUUGAUCAACCUGACGUCUUCAUUAGACCUCCUGAGCAGUGUCGGAAUUGCAAAGGAUGACCAGACCGGCCUGCGCACGAUGGUCCUAGAAGGAUGCGUCGUUGACCCAGACAGUGUCCAGCUGAAACUACAGGGCAGGUAA